AUGCUUUCCACUUACUUACGUUCAAAAAAAAGUCGCCGACGACAUUCUACUGAAGACACUGCCUCAAACAUAUCGACUCCCUAUUCACAACAACGCCAUGCCACUGCCGACUUCACCGAAACAGAGGAAGAUGAUAUCUCAGACGAUGAUGAUAACGGAUCAAGGCGAGAUUCGGAGGAAGAUGAUGAAGACGAGGAAGAUGCCAAUGAAGAUGGAGAAGAGUCUCAUCUAUUACCGCUAUUUAGCUCAGCACAUCUUGAUUCUCUACCGGUUUAUAGUUUAACGCAUGCAAUUCGUAUGAUAGUACUUCCACGAACAGAAACAACUUUAUCAUGGGACCAGCUCCGAUCUCCCCAGGUAUCACAAUUCCUCGUCAAACCUAUGCAACAGCAAAUAAGAACAUCGCAUUUCUCCCGUGCCACUCUUUAUGCACUGAUGGCAAAUUGUCUCCAGUUUCAAAAGGAAAGUCAGUCAAACCCCGGGACUGCUGGAUCCAGCAAAACGAGAGCCUUGGUUUGUGAACUUCUAGCAAUAAAAUUACUCAAAGAAUAUAACGUUCGAGAGCUAAUAGAUGCUCUCUCAUACGAUUUCUUCCCAUUACAAGGUGUAGAAAAUGCCGCAGCAAUGGGCCGGUUUGGAAAGUUGAAUAGUCUCCCAGCAAUUGUCCGAAUAUCAACUCUAGAAAUAUCUAUUCGAGCUUCUGCUAAGAGAUUUCUGGCUCAUCCUCUUGUCAUACAACAACUAGAGUCAAUAUGGGCAGGAACAAUUGUGUUUCACUCGCAUGCAGACAACCUCCAUAGGCGCUUGCUAGAGGUGCCACGAAAUCCUGACGAAAAUACAAAUCUAGACCCUCACAGACAAAAUUUCAGUUAUGGAACUUCGCCCGUAUCGGAUAAACCAACAGAGCUGUCACACGUAGCUACAUCACGAAGAACUGUCACCAUGUAUGAUCCGCAGGACGCUUCCCUUUUCAAGCUUUCAAGACUGAGAGUUCCACGGUACCGUCAAUUCUUCUCGACAUGCUCUUUAGCCAUUCUACUUGGACUAUUUGUAGCUGUUCUAAACCGCCGAUCAACUAAUAUAACAACCCUAGAAGUCGUAUUCUGGUUUUGGAGUGCUGGCUUUAUGCUGGAUGAAGUAGUUGGAUUUAACGAACAAGGCUUCAGCCUCUACAUUAUGAGUUUCUGGAAUGCCUUUGACCUCGGAAUACUUCUACUUCUGAGCGUUUACUAUUGCAUGAGACUCUAUGGAAUAUUCCUAGUCGACACAGGGCGCCAAGAGUGGAACUCAAUGGCCUACGACGUUUUGGCCACAAACGCAAUAUUGUUGUUUCCUCGUCUAUUUAGUGUGUUGGAUCACUAUCGUUACUUUUCUCAGCUUCUAAUAGCUUUCCGACUCAUGGCAAUAGAUCUUGUUGCAGUAUUUGUUUUGAUACUUGUGUCAUGUAGUGGUUUUUUUGUUGCAUUCACCUUAUCAUUCAGCAAAGAUGGUUACAAUGCUGCUGAGAUUGCAUACAGGAUAUUCCAAAUCCUCAUGGGCUUCACUCCAGCCGCCUGGGAGGUUUGGCCCGCUUUUAAUCCUCUCGGUCGAGCUUUAAUGGUGUUGUUCUUGUUCAUGUGUCAUUUCCUUGUUGUUACAAUUUUGAUUACUGUACUAACGAACUCUUUCAUGGCCAUUGUUUCCAACGCAGAGCAGGAACACCAGUUUGUGUUUGCUGUGAACACAAUAAGCAUGGUCAAAAACGAUGCUCUUUUCUCUUACGUGGCUCCAAGUAAUAUUCUUGCUUGGUUUCUAACUCCUAUGCGCCUAAUUCUCUCAUUCAGGACUUUUAUUAGAGUGAACCGGAUGACUAUUAAACUCACACACUUUCCAUUACUUUUCGGAAUUUUUGUCUAUGAAAAGAUAUUCUUGUCCUGGUCAGUAUUUGAACCAACAUUUGUCGUGGAGAGAGAAAAAGGAAAAGGAGUUCAAUUUCAGGAGCGAAAACUCCGACUUCGACAAGAGUCAGCAGCUGGUUUCAAAGAUCGGGCCCUAGAGGAAGUAUUUCGAUUAGCACCUCGACCUGACACCCUGAGGAAGAAUUCGGAUCAGGUUAAAAGUCAAAACGCCAUUAAAAAUUGGAUGAAUCAACACACUCCUCCCCCUGACGAUGGUUCUGCCAUUGACCGUGGAGAAGCAAGACAGGCUCGUAUUAAUCGAGCUCUUUCUGGUACUAGAUCAGCGGCUAGCGACCCUGUUAUCACAACUGGAGCUUUCAGCUUUGCUGGCAGCUCAAGCGAUGAUGCUAUUGAUGAUAGAGAAGAUGAGACAGAAACACAUGACGACAUGACACCAAACCAGGCUAACUUUAAUGCGUCAAGCCCUGAAAGAAAUGGCAUCAGAAACCCCGAAUUACGAAAACUAAGAUCACCCAGCACAUCCGUAGAUAUUGGCAAUAGACCUUCACGAUCGGCAAAAUCACCCUUAAGGAAAUCACAUUACCGGAAUAUGUCCACAAACACAAUAGUUUUCAACCCAGUCUCUGACCCUGAACCUUCGGUAUCUCCUGCAAAUGCUAGACCUCCUACUGCCAAGAAAAUAGGGAUAGUGCCAGGUCUCACUCCAGAACGAAAGUCUCUCAAGCCGUCCGUAUAUGGCAAAUCUCACCCACGCGUUAUCAUUCCUCCCCGUGGAAUGAAUUUUAAUAUAAAUCCCACCAUGUCUAGAACUCGUCAAAUGAAGCAUAGGAGGUCGAGCCUUGAAAUGGUCACCUCACAAGUUGGUCUCGAUCCUGCAAUGUUAGGAGCUGUACCCAGCUCAUUUGCCACGCAGAUGGCCAUGGCUACUGGUGCACUAAAAAAUGUAAUGAGAGACCAGGAUAAUGAAGGAAUGAUGGGGAGACUAAUGUUGGCAAGAAUGAAAACAUUAGAAGAAGGGUUUGCAGAAGUCGUUAAAGAGUUUAGAGUGAUGAGAAACACAGGAAGCAGCUCGUCAGAAAGUAACUCUAGAAUUAAGACCAAACCUAUCGGUGAAACAUCUAAGGGGGUCAUUAGCGAUAAACUAGUAGUCAAGGGGCCACACAAGUAA
This is a messenger RNA of Blumeria graminis f. sp. triticale, 3066 nucleotides long. The record is from the annotation of a GenBank genome assembly. Lineage: Eukaryota; Fungi; Ascomycota; Leotiomycetes; Helotiales; Erysiphaceae.